CCGUACUGUACUUUUUAAAGUGUUGUGACAGUGUGAUGCGGCUGUCAGUACAGCAUCCGAUUCCGGAUUUGCGGCUGUAUUCUGAAACAUCGAAGAAAUGCAUGUGUGUCUCUGAAACCAGGGACUUCGAGCCGACUGGAAGCUCGAUGCGUGAGCAGUCUGAUGUCUUGAAUGCCCCAGUCCAGCAGUCUGGAUUUCAUGAUCUUUUCCAACAAGAAAUUGGGGGUGCAAUCAGAAAUUCCAUUCCAUAUACGCUAUGACAUAAUUCAUCCAAAAUUAAUAGGCUUCUGGUCCGAGAUAUGAUGAAUGCACAUGCAAAAUUUGGAGCAGAUUUACCUCGCUUUUGCGAGAUAUCGCUUGUAUCUAACAGAAAAUACCUAUCAACAUACUUCUGUACUUACCGAUCAAGAUCGAUAAGUUAUAAGGUCUUUUUUGCUAUGCAUUUUUCAAUUAGGCCAAAUCUUGGAAGCUAGAGUAUAGUCAACAGUUGUGGAGCUACAAUUCUGCAAUUUGUCGGCAUCUUUCUAUUACUGGAGCGCUAGUGCCCUCGGCCUUGCACCUGCCAUGGAAUCCAGUCUGGUGAAUUUCUCAAUGUGGCAUUGAAUUGAGUUAUUCUCGUAUAACAGUAUAAAUUACGCAAGUUGAACAUUUGUGGCAAAUGAAUGCUUCGAUGCAGCAUUGGAAUAAAUGAUUCUGCUAAUUUGAUUCUCGUUUUCUUCGAUCUAUUCUUGUAUAAAUCAUAAAGUUGAACAUUUGCGGCAUAGGAAUGCCUCGUUGUGGCAUUGGCUCAAGUUAUUGUUUUUAUAAAUUAAAUCAUCUAAUGCCUCAUCGGGUUAUUAAGUUUACUGUUUUAGUCUAGAUUGUUGGUGUCCAAAUUCAAAUAAAGUAUGAUAUCAUAUAUGUUGUUAUCAAAAUGUGAUUUUCAUGUAUUAUCGUCAACACGCCAUCAUAUAGUGUGCCAUCCUGGAUUACAGGAUUAUCAAAUAGCCUAUGUUUCAAAUUGGGCAUAUUUUUAACCGCCAAUGAAUGUCCACUCAAUGAGUUAGUACAGGGUGGUCCAAACUAUGGCACACACCGACGCAUGCGGCCCGCUGAACAAUUUUAGCGUACACCAAACCAUUGGCAGAUAUUUGUAUUUAUUAGCAAAAUAUUUUUUUAUCUAUUACAACUGGGAUUGGGAUCUUGAGAUUUAAGUCUUUAUCACAAUUCCGAUGUCAGGAAUGAUAUUUGUUAAAAUCACAUAAUUUCAAGGUUGGCAUUACAAAUAUGCAGACAGUACCCAGAAAUUCGAUGACACAUGCAUUUAGGGACUAAAACUAGUUUUAAAUCUUUUUUGACAUCUCUGCCUAUAUUCAGACAUUGCAUAGUUUCGGCAGUGUUCAGUAGGGCACAGUUCUCUGAUUUUUGGCUAGAAAUUCUAAAGAGCUGCGGUAAUUUUUUUCCUUUGGUAAAUCAGAUUAUUUUUUUCUGAGGAAACCCUUGCGCUUCCUUUUAAUUCAUUGUGCAGUGCGAGUUUUGAAUUAUUGUCGAUUAUGGAGGCCCAAAUUGUCUCGUAAUAGAGGGGUUUGCACUUACUGUUUUAAUUGAUGUUCUUCAAUAUGCAGAUAUGGGAGCUAUUCUCAGAAUCAGAGAACUGUGUCAUACUGAAAGUAGAUUUGUCAAUGCUCCUAUUUGGAGCAUGACUUUCUGCAUUGUUAUUCGCCCUAGCCCUCGAGCUCUUUGUUAUACCUAAACCAGUAUGGUAUACAGUAACCAGUAACUGAGUUAAUCUUUCAUUGGGUUUCAGUGAAGAAAAUCUUAAGUUUAUUUGGAAUAUAACCAGUUAGGCGUCUUCUUAUAACCAUGUCUUCUCAGCAAGUGCCAUCACAGCCGACAGGUAAAAAAGGAAAAAAGAAGAAAGGAACAACAAUUUCUUUGAUAGAUUUUCUUGGAGAUUCUGCACCUGCACCAGUUAGUAAAAAUCUUGAUUGGGCUGAUGAAGCUGAUGAUUUUGAUGGAGCAGAUCUCAACUAUCAGAGCUCAUACAACAAUAAAAAAAUAUUAUCCAGUCUUCCCACUGGCCCCAGAGCUUCAAGAACUAUUGAGGUUGAUAUGAGUAAGCUUCCUAACGAACCACCAUAUACUGCAUUUGUUGGAAACUUGCCAUAUGAAGCUGAUGAAGAAAUGUUAGCUGAGUUUUUCCAAGAUUUGAAGCUCAUCUCAGUUCGUCUUCCCGAAGAAAAUGGUCGUUUCAAGGGCUAUGGAUAUGUUGAGUUUGAAGAUAGGCAUUCUCUUGCUCAGGCUUUGCAACAUAAUGAAGAAACUUUUAACAAACGACAAAUAAGAGUGGAUGUUGCUGGAUCAAAAAAUCAAGAUGGUCGACGUGGCAAUAAUAGAUAUGGUAACCAAAGCUUUGGAAUGGGAGGUGGUUUUGAGGGACCAGAUGUAACUGAGGGAGAGUGGAGAAGAAAACCAAAUGAAGAUUUCAGACCACCGCAGUCUAACAGGGGUUACGACGAGAGUGCCUAUCGCUCAGUCCGAGAAGACCGCCGAUAUGGCGAAAGAGACUCUUAUGGUCGUCGUGAUUAUGGCAGAUAUGACAGUGGACACGGUCAACGCUCUUAUAGAGGUAAUUAUCAAAGAACAGAUUCUUACGGUCGAGAUGAUCAAAACAGAGGAGGUGAUUAUCAAGAUCGUGGAUAUGGUGGUGAUCGAAGAUAUGAGGGAAAUCGGGAGUAUAGUGGAUAUAGCAAAGAUAGGGGAUAUGACAGAAGCUAUGGUGGUGAUCGUGGAUAUGGAAGCGACCAUGGUUAUGAUAAAGAUCGUGGCUAUGGUGGGGACAGACGUUAUGGGAGAGACAGGGAUUACGGUGGUGGAAUGUAUGGUGGAGAAAAAGACUCGGGAUAUUAUACUAGAAGUGGAGGAUAUAGAAAUGAAUAUAACAACAGGGAUGGCGAUUAUGGUAGAGAUAGAUAUCAGGAUGAACGUCGAGAUGAUUAUGGCAGAGGUGAAGAGGGUUCAAAAUGGAGAAAUGAAAGUUUGCAAGGUCCAGAACGUCAAAGAUCAAAUGAAGGUAGAGAUGAGCCACCAUCCAGACCACAGCUAAAACUUCAACCUCGAAGUAUUCCACUGGAAGAAAAGACCGAAACUACUCGGUCAUCUUCUAUAUUUGGAUCAGCAAAACCAGUUGACACAGCAACACGAGAAAAACAGAUUGAAGAAAAAAUGAAAAAAGAUGAAGAGAAUGUUUUCCUAGUUAAAGAUGAACGUAACGCUUAUAAACGAGCACCUAGAAGAUCUAGUGAAAGAUCAGAUGACAGUCAUCCAACAUCUCCAAGAAGAAUUCCUCAACGAAUUUUAUCAGAUAAAGAUUAUGAAGAUUCUCAUAGAAGGCGAAGUACAUCUCCUGGUCACCAACAAGAUGGAACUGUAAGCAAAGACAAAGAGUCGCAACGAGAUUAUAGACCAGCACCCCCUCCUAAGCAAUCAGCAUGGGGAAAACGUUCCGCAUCUGAUAAAGAUGACAGAGGAUCACCUGGGAAACCAUCGUCAUCAGAGGAUAAUGCUGACAGUAAAAAAAAAACAGUUGUUCCUGCUCCUCCACCUCCAACAAAUCAAUGGAGCAGAGGUCCUCCGAAGAUUGAUAGUCGGGGAGAACGAGAAGAAGCUGAAGGAAAUGCUAGAGAAGAUGAUCUGGCUGAGAGAAUACUUGAAGGAUCAGAUGAUGUAUCUCGUAACAGUAACGGAAGUGCUGGUGAUGGUAGUGAUCAACAAACAGACUCAAAUGGACCACGACAGAAUGAAAGGCCCCGACAACAUUGGGAUGGUCGUCGAGAUGAUCGGGCUGGUCGAGAUCCACCACAGCGUCAUACUUAUGAAAACGAAUCAGACUUCCGCCGAAGAGGAGAUGGUGGCAGUGGUCGUUCGAAACAAAGUCAUGGAAGAAAUCAGGAUAACUAUAAGCAAUCUGAUUAUAGAAAAAAUGAAGAAAGUAGUUCAAGGAAUGAAUCUGCGAAAACUUCAAGCAGCCAAGAAAAAAAAAGAGAUUCAAGUAGAGAUUCGAGGCCAGAAUGCGAUAGAUCUGCAGCUGCUGGACAAGAGCAUGAUUUUCACAAAGGGACGAAUCGAUCUGGGAGGCGACCACCAAGAGGACCUAUUGAACUUGAACCUGAACCAGCAGUUGAAUUUGUUCAAAAAAGUAAGUUUGCUGCACUGGCACUGGAAGACGAUGAGGAUGAUGAUUGUGUGUCAAAUGGAAAUGAAAUUUCAACUGCAGAAACAGAGUAAUUACGGAGCAAAUUUUGCGAUAAAUGGUGGACUGAAAUAUGUAUAAGUCAUAAGUAUAUACAUGUGUUCCUUCAACUAGAUAAAAUCGGUGUAAAUCAACUAACUAUGUGCAGGAAUUAAAUUGGUAAACAUGUCUGACGAUGUUACAAUUAUAGCCUUUUUUGAUACAACACCCAGACGUCUGUUCAGAAAGAAAAAUACAUCUAUUAUCACAAACAACAGAAAUGUCUGAUAUUUUGGUUGAUAUAUUAGAGAAAAAGGAUUCUUUUGUUUAAAAAAAAUUAAACUUAACUUGGUUAAUGAUUGGUCUUUUAUUUUACAUUGUACAGUUUUCUUGGUUAUGGCUUAGGACUAGCAAGAAUCCUAAUAUAUUUCAAGUAGGCUAAUCUUUUCAUGGAAUAGGUGGAUAUUUAAUUGGUAAUAUCAAAAAUCAAUGAAUAUGCAAAUUGAUACUUCAAUUUAUAAAACAUGCCCUUUCGUGGUUGCCCAAGUUCCCUCAAUUCGUGAUUUCAUCCACUUUACAUAUUGGAAUCAUUCGGCUACCCUAGUUAUCAUAAAUUACAUUUUUUGGGAUAUUGUAGAAUCCCGAGCUUCGGUGAGAUUUGUUGUUUUGUGGUGUUUAUUUUACUGCAAUCAGAAAAAUAUCGUGGAGUGUUUGUUUUUAUUGACACAUUUCGAAAUUAAAGACUCCUGGUUCCAAAUUCAAAUUUUGUUUGGAGUUUGAAUAAAAAUAAGUUUGCAGAGCA
Molecule: messenger RNA, 5012 nt
Organism: Styela clava
Lineage: Eukaryota; Metazoa; Chordata; Ascidiacea; Stolidobranchia; Styelidae
Molecular function (GO): RNA binding
Source: RefSeq, a predicted model, not a curated record